This is a messenger RNA of Pyricularia oryzae 70-15, 441 nucleotides long. RefSeq lists its product as uncharacterized. Bases 1 to 441 code for a protein of 146 amino acids. The transcript is spliced from 2 exons. The record is from RefSeq and is a predicted model, not a curated record. Lineage: Eukaryota; Fungi; Ascomycota; Sordariomycetes; Magnaporthales; Pyriculariaceae.
AUGGGGCAAUAUUUCUCGCAGGCCCUAGAGGCCCCGCCCACAGUGGAAACAUUCGACGAUUUCAUUACACGCUUUCAAACCCUCAUUCGAGGUCUAUACUUCAACCGCAGAGAUCAACAGUGGCUACUGAACAUCUCUGCCGAGUUCAAUCUGACGCCAUCAGCCGCCGGGGAAUGGGAUGAAUCGAGCCUAUCGCGGUUUCUCCGCACCCUUGUCCCGGAACCGCUAUGGCCCGACCUCGAAAACUCCAUCCCGCUCCUGCACCGCUCCCUUGCGCGCCUCGGAUCGUUCCCAUACCACAACGCCCCACCCCGUCCGCUGACCGUCGACACGGCCUUGGUCGCCAUCGUCGUCAUGUCUUUUGAAUGCAACCGGAAAUGGCUCCGCUUCGAUCAAUGUGCCGCCUCCGAAGCCGCCGAAGAGCAACAAACUCAGAGGUAG